UAAGACAAAUUCCAGCUUUUUUAUUCUGUGUUCUGGUUUGGGGAAGGAUACGUUAAGGGGGAGGAAAGAAGUUUGUUAAGCAUUGGAGAAAAAUAUAGUGAGACAGGCAGGAAAGUUUAAAAUUUCUGCUCCUAGAUUUGCCAGGAAGAUUCUAGGAUUUUAAAGAAGGAAAUAAAUAACUACCAAGGGGAGUCAUUCCUUUUACUUAUCCCCAAAAGGUUACAACUUAGUUGGUCUUUACCGGAAAAUCAUGACAGAAGUUCCAAAGGCAUCCACUCUGACUGAGUACAAUGGCAACAUGUCACCUGAAAAAGAGAUCACUGAAAUUAGUGAUGAGGUUUUCAUCCCUGAUGACCUCAGUAAAUGCCAUGAUGCAGAUCUAAGUCUUGAAGAUUCUUUCCCCAAAGGAAAUCUGGAAGAAAGCAAAUAUUCUCGAGCAAGCAUGAUCUGCAAUGAUUUGGCUGUCUUUGAAGAGAAGAAACAUCGAGAAGGGUAAAAAAAAACAGAGGAGGACAACUUUACUGUUCACAAGAGAAUAGCAAGCUUCUCCCUCAAGGAAACAAGAGCUGAUGAAAUGACAUCAGAGGAUGGACUUCAGUGGGAGAAGAUUCCUCCCCAUGGAAAAGUCCAUGAAACAACCAGACAGAAGGAAGGUGGCAUGGAGAGACUUCCAGAAGGAAGAGGUGGUGGAGUUAGGAAAAAUGAAGAAUUCCAGGUAGCAAAAGCAGAAGCUAACUUGCAAUGGCUGGAAUCUCAACGACCUAACAAAGAUAGAAUGAUGAUGUCCAAACAGGAUGAGGAAGUAGAGGAUGGUGAGCAGGAGAUAGAUAAUGAUGAGGAUGGUGACGAUGAUGAAGAAGAUGAAGUACGGGUGAUUGAAUUUAAGAAAGGAAAUGGAGAAGCUUCUCACCUCAAGGAGGAAGGCAAUGGCAGUAACGACUCCCCUCUGAGUAGCCCCAGUUCACAUCCUAUGACACCAGAGGAGCUCCCAGCCUUGGGGAAGAAGAAUGAUAUUUCCAGAUAUACUUAUUCAAGAUACAACACAAUAUCCUAUCGGAAAAUUAAAAAGGGGAACACAAAGCAGAGAAUUGAUGAAUUUGAGUCCAUGUUGCAUUUAUAAUUUACUUCCUUGAGACAUUUCAUUGCCCAUCCUACUGGAGUCAUCUUUUUUUUUUCAUAUAUAAAUUCAUAGUGUCUGGUGGAAGCUUAACCUCUUGUCUUUCAUUUGAAAAUUGUGUUCAAGUAGCCAUAGGAAGAAAACUCCAAUUUGGUUAUCUUAAGUCAAGCAGCAUUAGGUUUCUUCACUUACUUAACAGGAUUUAUAUAGUUUAAAACUUUACUAAUGCAUCAUCCUGUACAUCAAGAACCAAAGUGAAUCUGAUAAUGAUCUGGCCACAUAAUUGGGAAAGGUAGCAAGUGAAGUAACCAAAGGAACAAGAUGGCUUUGCAAGGCUAUGUCUCUGUCUUGAAGUCUUUCUAGUUGUAAAUCUAAAAAGCUUGGAAAGCCUGAUAUGAAACUUCAGAAAUUUAUAGUUGUUGGAGAGUUCAAAUGAAGCACAUUGUUUCAUCGAAUCCCAUAAAGAAUCUUCAAGGUCUCUUCCUCCUUCCUUCACAUUGUCCUCUUGUGAUGUGAAACUGUUAUCUUGGACUUCUGAACAGUGAAAAUUCUAUAUGCCCAGUCCCUUCGUGUUACCAUUCAUUGUGUCCCCUCACUGGAGGGGCUGAGCAGCUGUCAGCCGGGAGAAUUCCGUUUGGUAAAUGUUGGUAUUAUGUUCACCAUUGAAUCCAUCUCAUUGUAAGGCUGAUGUAUUGGGACAAGACAGAAGAGAAGUGGGCACCAGACCAAAGAGUUGCAUUGAAUGUUUUUACUUCUGUGGUGGUGUUUUUGUUUUGUUUUGUUUAUCUAGGAAAUCUAUGCUAGUAGUUAUAUUCCCUUCAAACAAAGAUGAAAAUAUUAGAAUGAUUAAAAAAAAUAAAGCCUCUCUUUCGUUCUGUGCCUUCACUCAUUAACAUGGACUUGGGAAAAUUUCUAAGUAAUUCAACCCAAUUUUACUGUUUACCAUGAGAGAGGAAAUAAUUACCUUUCCAUGUUUUCUAUAUAGAACCUAAAUGAAUAUUUUCAGUGGUAUUUUUUACUGAUACCUGGAACCAAUAAGCUAAUAGAAUAUUUAACUUAUUAGUCUUGAGAUGCUCCAUUUGCCCUGCAAGGUUUGUAAUUGAUCAGUAAUUCAAAUAAUGUGCGUGUGUGUGUGUGUGUGUGUGUGUGCGCGUACGCGCGCACAUGUUUAAGAAAGCAGAAGACCCAAAGAGUAUCUCUAUUAAUUUGGGACUAUUUUGAUCCUGGGUUUUUGGUGGUUGCUGUAUUUUUUUUUUCACUUGAGGCUUCAGUAAAUAUAAUCAUGAAUUUUCUGCUCUAUAUAACAGGCAUCUAUUUUGGAGCUGCUGCUUAAAGACAGUUGCUUAUUGUUUAAAUGUAAUACAGCUCUCAUUGUUCAACAAUUCAACAAUUUGUAUCCUUUUCAUUUUGGGAAUAUCCCAGGGUUUGCUGUACAUAGAUUCUUGCUUAUUUAUGUGCAAUCAAUCCCCAUUCACUUUGAUUGCAUUUUUAUUGAAUUUUUGCCUUAAUACAAAGAUUUAUGUAGCAUUAUAUGCUAUUUGAAAAGUGUAUUCAGUGACCACAUGGACUAAAUUGAUAGUUUUGGUGACCACAACCCUCUGUUUAUCUUUUUAAAGAAGGCACUUUCGACCGGACAUUCCAUUGAAAUGUCCUCUCAUUUCGAUAAUAAAUAUAUCCAAAAGGCUUCAGUAAGCUUCUGUCAGGGUCAUGCACCCUCCAAGGUGUCCCAAGAUAUAGGUCCUGAUUUCAAGGAGAUUUUGAUUUAAUGGUGUGGGGAGUAAAGUCAUAGAAUUACAAAUUUAGAACUCCAAGGGAGCUUGAAAGUUAAUUAGUCCAACUAUUUUAUUUAUAUAUGAGCAAACAGAGGCUAAGAGUUGGGAGUAAUCACAGAAAGCUCUAGUGAGAACCAGAUUUGAACCUUCACAGAAGGCAGAGUUCACAGGGACCUUUAAUACUGACUCCUGGAAAUAGAAUAAAUAGUUCUAUAUAUAUGAUUUGGGGAUAUGAGGGGAAAAUAACAGAAACUUUCCUCCAGUGACAAAGCCAAGUGGAAACCUAAAUUAAUUAUAUGGUUAGCUGAAUUACUUAAUUCAAAUUCUGGGGCAUAAAUGAUUCCACAAUUUACUAUUUCACUCUGUAGCAUAAUAUAAUACUGUUCUUCAAAGAAAAGGACAAUGUGGCUGACCUAUCACCAUUAGGAUAUAAAUAUGGCCAAUUUCAUAGUAGUGAUUGAUUUGUAUGGAACCAUCCUCAUAUGCACCUUUGUUACAAGUAGCACUUAUUUGUGAAAUGAUGGGACUGAAUUUGUGGCCAUGGGACAAAGCAAAUCUCACAUGGAAAUUUAACUCAUAAUCUUGGCUUCAUUAGCUCUUGUGCUCUAACCACUGAAGUUAACCUGCUAGAGACAGUUUUGUCUAUUGAUAUCUAAAUAUAGGAUGUAGAUAACUUGUGAAUUUUUAACACUUCUUCAGGUUAAUUUGGUCUUGUGGGUACAUAGGUCAUACUGUUUAUUAUAAGUGUUCUAUAUCAGUGCUCACUAUAAUAGAGGAACUACUGCCAUCUUUGAUUAAGGCCACAGAUUUUAGUAAUUCUAGGUGACCAAUAGGUAACUGAUGGGUAUUUGACUUUCUUUUGUCAGGAAACCAUAAUCUUAGAAGUAAGGUGUCUCAUUUUGAAAACCUCAAAUGAAGUAAAGAAAAUCUCCCCCAUCUGGUCCCUUCUAGCACAAACUGUGCUAGAGAGAGGGAGAAAAGCUUUGGUUUCCAGUAUAGAAGGAAGCUGGCUCACUCUGGGCCUGCUGAUGUUUCUAAUGCAAUUUAGAAACUACAGUAAACAUGAAUUAACAAAAUUUUUUUUUCUGUCAAUAUAAAAUCUGCUUCAUCAAAUGCUAUCAUUGAAGAAAAAUAGAAAAUACCAUUAUAUUAACGGUUCAAAUAAAGAAAUGCUUUGUAUUAGA
Molecule: messenger RNA, 4073 nt
Organism: Dromiciops gliroides (monito del monte)
Lineage: Eukaryota; Metazoa; Chordata; Mammalia; Microbiotheria; Microbiotheriidae
Gene: ERMN
Product: ermin
Biological process (GO): regulation of cell shape; morphogenesis of a branching structure; regulation of cell projection organization
Cellular component (GO): myelin sheath; extracellular exosome; neuronal cell body
Molecular function (GO): actin filament binding
Source: RefSeq, a predicted model, not a curated record